Molecule: messenger RNA, 1033 nt
Organism: Aspergillus sclerotioniger CBS 115572
Lineage: Eukaryota; Fungi; Ascomycota; Eurotiomycetes; Eurotiales; Aspergillaceae
Product: alpha/beta hydrolase
Exons: 2
Coding region: 256-1032 (258 amino acids)
Source: RefSeq, a predicted model, not a curated record
CAAUGAAACAAAAGUAUGCCCAACAUGCGUAUCCAAUCUAUGCUCUCAACAACAUCUGAGCAGACCCAAUGUGGAGAUACCUAGGACAUGCUGGUCUAUAGGUAGAAUGCUCAACCUCAGUCUGGUCAGAGGGGAAUCAAACCCCCAGUAAGUAUUUAACCCGCAACAUCUCCCUUUUAGCAUCAGUAUUUACUUCUCCCAGGCUCUUCGACUUCUAUAACACUUCUAUCUUUCAUUCUAUCUCUCACCCUCGCGAUGGCCUCCAACAAACCCGUCUUCGUCCUCGUACCCGGCGCAUCCCAGAAUCCAGCUCACUAUGCCUAUCUCCUUCAUCUUCUCCAGUCCGCAGGCUACGGGGCUUUCAGCGCUCUGCUUCCUAGUAUAGGGGCCCAAGAACCAGUGACCGCAGCAGACGAUGCCGAGUACGUCCGCUCACGGAUGCUACUCCCCAUGCUGGACGUCGGCCAGCGCAAUAUCAUCCUCAUCAGUCACUCCUACAGCGGCAUGCCUGCUAGCGCAGCAGCUUGCGGCCUGGGAAAGGCUGAUCGCGCUGCCCAGAGCAAGACCACUGCCGUACUGGGCCAGAUCUUCAUCGCAACUAUCCUCCCCCACGGAGGUGAUGGCCUGAGCGUGAUAGAUAACUUUGGUGGACACCUACCGCCGCACAUGUAUGCCGACGAAAAGGCGAACGUGCUACGUUGUGACGACCCUAAGCCUCCUUUAUUCUAUGAUGUGUCUCCCAACCUCGCCGACGCCGCCUGCCAAUCCGCCCUCCCUCAGGGACUGACCUCGUUUCAGAGCCCUUGUCCCGAGGCGAGCUGGGAUACUGAGGCUUUUCGGGAUCGCAUCGCUUAUAUCCAUACUGUCAAUGAUCGGGCGGUUCCCUACGAGGCGCAGGCGGCGAUGGUGCAGGCCACUGGACAGAAGUGGAUCACGAGGGAGAUCCAAACCGGACAUAGUGCGCAGUUGUCGGCUACGGAGGAAUUGAGUAAGAUAAUUCUAGAAUUCGCCAAGCAGUUGGAGGAGAUGUGAC